Messenger RNA from Daphnia pulex (common water flea), 3193 nucleotides. RefSeq lists its product as uncharacterized. NCBI's taxonomy places the organism in Eukaryota, Metazoa, Arthropoda, Branchiopoda, Diplostraca, Daphniidae. Bases 586 to 1374 code for a protein of 262 amino acids. The transcript has 9 exons. The record is from RefSeq and is a predicted model, not a curated record.
AGCAACACUCCAAUCUUCCCACUGUCCAUCUCGGCAGGACUUCGGCUCGAUAAUGAUUGUGAAAAACAGAAUCCCGGGUCACUUUACUACCAACAGGCUUCGUCACUUAGGAAUCACGAAGACAAUGAAAUCUUUCAAGUGACUGUACGUCAUGCAACCAAAGGCCAUGUGACGUUGCCUUUUAGCGGCUACCAGAUUCGUGAUGGAUUCAAUGAAAUUCUCAACAAGAAUCGUCAUCACCAAUCUGGUGAAUACGGAAGCGAACUUAGUAGAUUGGAAGACAUCUUAUGGCCACCCGAUCGCCCGCUUCCAUAUCCAGCUUGGGGCGCGAUCAAGACUCGUCUUCGUAUAGUUAGUUUACAACAGUAUGCUAAUUUAAUUGUAGCGUUGACAGAACUGGUGCAAAAUCAGCUGAAAACUCAUUGUUACAACACCGUUGGAAACUUCUUAACAUUCUAUGAGAGUUACAAAGAACGAAAGGACUUGACCAAGUCACUUGAAGACUUCUAUCAUGAAUACAUUCCUCCCAUCACUUCGAAGCACCAUACUUGCGUCGGUUUGGGCUUAGACUUGGCGGAGAAGAUAAUGGAAUUAGAAAAGACUUACCCUGGUAUCGGAUCGGCUCUCUUUCUAGCUUCAUGCGAAGAGGAUAUUGGAAACGUAAAUCGAUACGUUUCGACUCCAACUCCAGAUACCCGCACGUCUGAAAAAGAACAUGUCGUCAUUGCUUUGAACAUCGAACUGGAAGAUCGUGUAGGCGUUUUAAUACUAGAUACUGGUUACCACGUCCCUCAACCUGUGACAGUCAUGGAAGAUGGUCUCUACCCUCACACUGGCUGGUUCAAGCCUGGUGGCACUAGUAGAUCACGACGCCUCUAUAAUUAUACAUUCCAUCCAAGUGGUCGCUACGUACUCUGGGAUGUCAAGGAAACCCGCAAAGGAAUUGAGGAAUGUGAAUCUGCUCUCAUUUACACGCAUCAGGCGUUUCUAUCUCCAGUUGACUGCACAGAGCGACGCAACCUGGUUUACAACUUCAAGUCAUUAUUGAAGCGAGACGCAUCAGGGAAAGUUCUUGCUGGGUUAUACUUUGGGUUGAAGCCUUUUGACCGAGGCUUUUUCUCACUGUUCUACCAAGACGAAAAUCAAAAACAAAUUGAUUUUAAAAUAAGUUUUUCCGAUGUUUACAAUGCACGCGAUCUAUCGGAAACGACAUUAGAGAAUUUACUUCAUUGUCAAACCCAGUUGGAACUUAGCGAUCGUGAUGGUUUGAUUGAACUCCUGAAGAAAAUAUCAUUAGCUUUGAACAAUGCAGAGUUCAUGCAACAGCUGCUGACUAUUAAUCAGCGCAUCGUUAUUUUGGCGGAAAAUAACUAAAUUCUUUCUAUUGUUUGAAUUCUUCCACGGCGAUUCCGUCUAUUCAUUUUCUAACUUUUUAGUUUCUAUCACAAAAAUCUUUAAUUAGUACACUAAUGUUUAGCUGAUAUACGUUUGGGUUAAUUCUGAAUACUACUUUGUUUCUACAAAAAAAAACGUAGUUUCGUACGAAAAGGCAAAAUACAACCAUUAGAAAAUCAUAAGCAAUACCAUCUGAUUUCAUUUAUAUAAUUAAUGAAGUGCAUAUACGUGGCAAUACCAUUUGUAUCUUCCUUUGACUUUUUGUUGCCAUCUAUGUCUUAUGUAGAGAACGCGGGGAAGGGGAUUGUGGCAUUGUGACGUCAUAGACCUACUUUGCUACUGAGCAAGACCAUUCAGCCACCCUUGAGCGCUCCCGCGUAUAUAAAGACGGGACGCGCGUCGAAGACGGUCAAAGGCAGGCACCACAUCUAACAGUUCUAACAGGUCCCACAACUCGACACUCGCAAUCAAGUUUGAACAUAUCGUCUCUACCAACACAUACAUUUAAAUUAGCAACAUGCUCCGCCGUUUGCUUCCCAUUAUUCUUCUACUACAUUAUUUCCAGGGACUAGGAUAUUGUAGCGGAUCAUCGGCGCUGCAGGAUGUUGACCCAACCAACCCAUCAGAUGCUGCGUCCGAAGCAAAUCACCCAUCUUCUACUGACGGCCCAGAGAAACUAAACAACAACGAUAGAGCUCAGCAGAAGGGUGAUGAGAAACCGGCUUCAAUGGAUAAUAGGAGACAAAGAAGACAUAUCGGCUCGAUUGCAGCUUUUCGUGGCUUACCAGGACCAUUCAACAAAUUCAACCCAGCCGAGUGGCCAUUGUCAUCAGCAGGAUGGGAUUGGAAAAAAGUUAUGACGCCUGGCGCUGACUUUGUCGACUAUGGGGAGGGCUUGGAUGAAGAUGUCAUCAAAGACAAACGAUACCCAGAUGUCAUCCAAGCGGCAAUUCAAAGAAAUGGUGGUGUACGACCCAACCCGGUCUUGAUGCGGAACAACCCUAUUAUUUCAGGCAAGAGCAGCAACAAAAAUUUCGAGAUACUCCCCCCACCGCACAACGAAGCCAGGGCUAGAGCUGUCAGCCGACUGCUACGACUCCUUUCUGAGGCUAGAGCCAAUUCUGCUGCCGGUGCAAACUCUAUCAGCAAGAAAUUUCUGGGAGCACUAGCCCGCAAUAACGCUCUUCCAGCAUCUGGUCCGAAAGCAAUCCUCCCUUUUGUACAGUACAAAGGGUCAACCGCAAUUCCUCUACCAGGGAAAAGAACUUUAAUCAAUUCGGGAGCACCGCGCAUUCUAGACAACCGUUCUGAGGCAACAGAUACUGAUGCGCAUCUUGAAUUUUCCAAUCAAGUGGAAGAAUUUCCUUUGGAAGACGUAUAUUCCGAUGACGUCAUGCUCGGUAUGGGAGAAGACGAAGACCAAACAGAUGAUUACAGUGAACUGGUAACAUCCAACAAACGCAACAUCGCGUCAUUGGCAGCUAAAGGCGGUUGGGCGCGUCCUUCAAGAACCUACAAUCGCAUGCCACAUUAUCCUUUUUGAAUUAUUUAAUCAAGACAGUCCUUUGCAACACAUACUUGCUGUUUCCGUUCGGCUUCCAAUUUGCGAUCUUUUCAGAUUUGCUAUACGUGUUAAUCUAAUUUAGCUAUUGAUGUCAGUGGCGGUCGUGUUCAACAACGGUAAAUAUCAACACAUGUGGCGGGUUUCCACCGGUGGAAUCCACAAUCAUUAUUCACGCUAUAAACUUUGAAUAUUAAUUGAUGUACGUCUUAAUGUUAAUACAACUUAUCAAUUAUC